Molecule: messenger RNA, 2264 nt
Organism: Biomphalaria glabrata
Lineage: Eukaryota; Metazoa; Mollusca; Gastropoda; Planorbidae
Product: stromal cell-derived factor 2-like
Exons: 6
Coding region: 64-798 (244 amino acids)
Source: RefSeq, a predicted model, not a curated record
AGAAACAAAGUUUAUAUAUAGUCAAUUCUUAAACAUUACGUGGAGACAAGAGGAAUCAUAAUCAUGGCUUUUGUAGUAACCGGUCGUAACGUUUUCACUCCUGCCUUCCUUUUUGUUAUUUUUACAUUUUUAUUGGAUAGCAUCUAUAGUUCAAAAUUCGACUAUGAUUUUGUUACAUGUGGGUCUGCAUUAAAAAUUUUAAACACAGCUCACAAUGCCAGAUUACAUUCCCAUGAUGUUAAAUAUGGAUCAGGCAGUGGCCAGCAGUCAGUAACAGGAGUUGACUCUUCUGAUGAUCACAACAGCUAUUGGCAAGUGAUGGCUAAGACAGGUGCACUUUGCACUAGGGGAAACCCUGUUAAAUGUGGUCAAACAAUAAGGCUUAUGCAUGUCGCAACCAAACGAAAUUUACACAGCCACCAUUUUCAGUCACCCCUUUCACAUAAUUUAGAAGUGAGUGCCUUUGGGGAGAAUGGCGAAGGAGAUGAAGGAGACAAUUGGGUAAUUGUUUGCAAUGGUAAAUACUGGAGUAGAAAUGAAAGAGUCAGAUUUAAGCAUGUCACCACAGAAUACUAUUUACACAUGUCUGGAGACACCUAUGGACGUCCCAUUCAUGGCCAAAGAGAAAUUAGUGCCUAUUCAGGCAUUAGUGACCUUAACUCAUGGCAGGCUGCAGAAGGCAUCUACAUUAAACCCACGCAGACAAAAUCUCGUACCUCUGUUGGUGAAGAUAAUGAUGAUGACAGUGAUGACGAUAAUGAAGACAAUGCUAAAGAUAUUCCUCAUGAUGAAUUUUAACCCUAUAAAGUCUAGAUUUAAGUUAACGUUUCAAUGGCUUUGUUUUUUAAAAUGUUUAUCUUAACAAGCAGCUCGAUGUCAUUGUAUUAUUAUUAUUCCUAUGUUUAUAUUUAGCUUUUUUAAAUUGAAAAUGAACCUAAAAAUUAUAAAGACAACUAUAUGCCCUAUUAGUGUGUUUUGUCUAAAUAAUUGGAAUUCUUGGAACAUUUUAUUAUCUAAUUCACUUAAGCCCCAUUAGCUUUGCCUCUUCUUUACCUUAAUGUGAUAUAUAUAUAUUUCGCCCAUCCUUAAAAUGAAAAUAACUUAAAACUAUCAGAUAAUGCAACACUGUAAACCUAACAUGGCUAUACCUAGAAAUUUCACAUAUUUCUUGAUUUUUGCUGACUUCCUAGCUACAUUAGCUACAGGUUAUCAUUAAAAUUGUCAUGUGAGGAAGUAGUGCUGUGGACCUCCACCCUGAAAUUGUACUUUUUGUAUGUAUUUUUGUGGCACUAGUAAUAUCCCUUAGAUUAUCUAUAUCGUCAAAAAUUAUUAUACCACCUGAAAAAAAAAACAUACUUGUAAUUGUGAUGUAUAUUCAUUUCUCAAAUCUCACAUCAAGAUGUUAGUCUGGUUGGGUGUGCUUAUUGUUGAGCUGAAUGGAUGAAAUCAAAGCAUGGGUACACUUUGUUCAUAUGAUAUCUGGUGCUUUGCUGCAAAAUGUCAAAAUGUAUGCUUCCCAAUGCAGUUUUUGUAUGGACUGAAAGACACACAUUAUUAAGGUGUCUGUGCACAUUACCCACCAGCACUGUAUAACUGGAGCUAGGGAUCUUAAAUAUUUACAACCACUUAACAAUGUGGCGUAUUUCUUUCUGUGCCAGAUAUGUUUCAGUUUUGUGACCAGAACAAAAGACAUUAAAUUAUUAAUUAGUUAAUACAAUGUUAACUGUGUUCUUUUCCAUAUUUAAAAGGUCAGAGUUCAUCUGUUCUUUCUAACUUUAAAUGUUGUUUUUUUUUUUUUUUCUACUUUGCGGAUUAGUUUUACUUCAAAACUUAAUUAUUAAUCUAAGUGCUUUGUUUUUUAUACAAUGAUUAUUCCUUUAAUUUUAUUUCUAAAAAGUAUGUUUUUAAUUGCUGAUUGCUAUGAACUGAAUGUUUGACAUGAUUGGGAAAUAGUAGUGUGAAAAUACUAAGAUUGGUUUAGAAUGAAUGGCACUGGGGGUGUCACGGCCUGAUUAUCAGAUGAAAAUAUAAAGUUCUUUGUCAAUGUUGUAUUUUGGAAUUAAAGAAAUAAGGGAGUGGUACGGUUAUUCUUAACUGUUGGCAACAUUUUUUCUGAUUUUUUUUUAUGCAAAUCUUUUUGGUCAUCUAUGCUUGUAUUUUGUAUAUUUGCUUUUGAUACACAUCCAUUAACUAAUGUCAAACCUUAUCUUAACAAGCUUACUUGUUCUUUGUCUGACACUUUAAGUAUUAUUAUGAAGCUUAUU